This is a messenger RNA of Prorocentrum cordatum, 3168 nucleotides long. Lineage: Eukaryota; Dinophyceae; Prorocentrales; Prorocentraceae. The record is from the annotation of a GenBank genome assembly.
AUGGGCGCUGAAUGCGGUGGAUGCGGGUACGUGCGCAACCGCUACUACGAGAAAGGCACGAGCCAACAAGAGGUCAACAUAACAAUCGCAGAGGAGGAGGGCGAGGCUGAGCGCCACCAGAGGCUCCGCGCAGAUAAGGUCACAGGAGAGUGCAAGUUCGUCCACACUGAGGCAGUCAAUACAAAGUCCAAGACCAGCGUUGAGAAGCAAUCGUUUAGAGAGGCGGCCGAGGAGGGUACCUGCAAUCCGUUGAAGGAGUUCGCGAGGAUCAAGGGGCUCAGUUUCCCGGCCGAGAACCAACUGGAGGAGUACAUCACCAAGACCAUGGGUUUCGAGAUCGAGGAUGCCGACGGCGGGCGGGUCGUCGUCCAACCAGAUUUGCCAGCAGGGUCGCACAGGUACAGGCACGGCAAGAGAGACGUCGCAAAACAGAUGGUCGUGGAGGGGCACGUUGACCAGGCAGCGGCUGAACGGCGCCACGCAGAGAAUAUGCAAGAGGGUGCCCUUGGCAAGCCUGAGCGCCGCGUCUUGAGCAAGACGUCCUCCCCGCCAGUUGCGACCCACCGCCCGAUUCCGAGGAGCCAGCAACCCCUGUCGGGCUCCUGGUCCUGGUCCUUGCCCAAUGAAGCCUUCGACGAGGAUCCUGAUCAUGACCAUGACAUUGCUAGACUGAGCGACGUGGACUCCAGUAUCGCAAGCUCGACGAUCCGCACGCCCGCGCCCAAGGCCCCUCAAAGGGUGGAGCGCUGCCUCCUGUCGGCGGGAGGGGGGCGCAAGAGGAAGCGCAUUUCUGAAGGUGACCUGUCCGCCGCCGAGGCAGCAGAAGCAGCGCUGAACGAUGCGGAUGAGUACUUCUCGGCUGACAUCCUGUGGAGCGGGAAGUACAAGAAGAGGGGCUUCGAGAACCAGCGCACGAAGCUGGCUGCCAAAGCAGCCAAAGCAGCAGCCUCCGUCGGGGUGGCCGACUCGGCGGAGGUGUCAGAGAAGCUCUUCAAGAAAAGCGUAGACAUUUACACGACGAAGGAGACCCUGGAUCUGUUCAAGGAUCGGUCGCAGGAUUUCGUGGAGAAGCUGGACGACUUGCCAGGCAAGUUCAACGACAUCUUCAAGUCCUGCUCCCAAGGGACCCAAGCCAACAUGCUGUCGAGCACCGUGUUCACCUUGCUGUCGACGGGUGACAUUGCCAACGAGGUCAUGGCCCUGAAGGUGGCGAAGUACGACGACUGCUGCGACCACUUCUCGGUGGCGACCCUGGCGAGGUCUGGGUGCUCGGAGGCUUUUGUGUCGAGUUGCCAGGUGAACCUCGUGGUGGGCUUCAUCGACAAGAUGAUCAAGAAGCCCAAUCGCGACGACUUCGUCAAGCUGAUGAAGUCUUGCGAGUGCACGGUUGGGAAGGGCAAGAUCAGCAACCGCCUUCAGUGCUACAUGAAGGUGUCGGGCGGUAACGUCAGCCAUGCCAAGGUCGCCUGGGAGCGCAUCCCGAUUCCAGGGCGCGGUGAGGGAAACGGCGCAUCCCUGGCGGACAACGUCGUCAACGAUGUGGUGAAGUGCGUGCACGAGCUGGAGAAGUACGUCAACGUCGAGGAGCAAGACAGCGCCAGCGCAGUGGAACGUACUUUCUCGGCGCUCCAAGACGUCAUCAUGUCCAACUCCGCGGCAACGUUCAGCAAGUACAUGGACACCGUCGACGACGAGGGCGACCACGAGGGCCAGCAGCUCUACAAGCUCAAGGACGACUUGGUGUCGAACAUCUUCCGCGCGCAGCAGGUCGUCGUCGAUUUCUCGGGCGGGCUCGCUGGUUUCGUGGGCUCCAUCUUCAGCGAUGACUUCUCGAGCUAUGUGGACGUGGCCUCCGACUUGCAUUCCGAUGCAAAUAUCUUCAUCAUCGCCAUUGGCGCCGCGAACACCUUGCUGCAGUUCGACAUCCCUGCGGCGGAGAGGGCCGUCCUCAAGGAGGCCUCGCAGCGCUGCGAGGUCGCAGUGAAAGUCUGCGAAGCGAAUGCCCACACCGCGAAGAGGUGCGACGAGUCCAGGCUUGCUUCGUGGUCGGAGAUUUGGGAGUUAGAAUCGAAAGUGCAGGUCGCGCCAAAGGCGAAUUCUGAGAGCAGGGCACAUCCAUUUCAAGAGAUCGUCGAUUGUAUUUCGAAGAUGUCGUCGAAGGGCGUGAUCCUCUCCGUGGUCAGGUCAAUCGUGGGAUCACCGAAAUGCGAGCUCGCAGCUCAGAACUUCUUCUUCGUCAUUGCCGAGCUCAUCGGGGCCUUGCCUCCAGAGGUUAGCGCGCUCGCCGAGUCGGCGAAGGCGUGCAGGUCCAUCAAGGUCACUGCGGAACAGGUGCUCGCAGGCAAGGCCGUCGGGUGCAUGCAAAGUACCAGUGCCCUGCGUCUCGUCGAGUCGCUGAUCGAGCCAGUGUCCACCAAGACCGAGGUGCAGGAGUGGAGAGUGGCGCUCCUGGAGCAGUGGGGCACCUCGUUCCAAGAGCUAGUGGAGAAGCUCGGCCCGAUGUGCAUGACAGCCUUCAUCAGGAAGUACAGGGAUCAGGAGAACAUUAUCGGUCUCGUCCAGGCCUGGACGUUCGACCAGAACAUGUGGCUGGCGUCGAGUGAAAAAGACCCGAAACGCAAUGCAGAAUUCCAGCAGGUCGAGGCGUUCAUGUCAGCUCUUCCCUCCGCUGCUCGCAUCAUUGACGAGCUUGCGAAGGUUUCCUUGCAGUGGAUUUCGGAGUCCCAGUCACGUAGGCUCAAGAGUCUCAUCGAAGAUCUGCCGGCCAUCAUUUCUACCUUUAAAAAAGGAGCCACGCUUAUGUCUACAGUGAUUCUCACGAACGCCGUACUUGUAGGUAAGUCUGUUUGGACAUCUAAAAGAUACAUAUCUGAGCGGCUUGGUGUCACCGUCGAGGAGCUGCCUCCGACUUUGCAGGCUAAGCUGAGCGAGCGCGAGGCUGCCGCCGCGGAUGGCGCCUCCACGAGCGCCGCUGCGCAGCCAGCAGCAUCGCACAGUGCGAGCGCUGCGGGUGCGAGCGCGCCACCAGCGGCAGAGACCGCUGCGAGCGCGAAGCCUAAGCUGCAGUUGAAGCUGAAAAAGAAUCCCAUCACCUUGACAUUCAGCAACAAGACGGGCUCCAGCAUUACGACGUUGAGCAGCUUGAUGGGCAACAGCAGCCCGUUCCAG